Molecule: messenger RNA, 1385 nt
Organism: Phyllostomus discolor (pale spear-nosed bat)
Lineage: Eukaryota; Metazoa; Chordata; Mammalia; Chiroptera; Phyllostomidae
Gene: ABRAXAS2
Product: abraxas 2, BRISC complex subunit
Exons: 9
Coding region: 4-1281 (425 amino acids)
Biological process (GO): attachment of spindle microtubules to kinetochore; mitotic spindle assembly; protein K63-linked deubiquitination
Cellular component (GO): nucleus
Molecular function (GO): polyubiquitin modification-dependent protein binding; microtubule binding
Source: RefSeq, a predicted model, not a curated record
GGCAUGAUGGGGGAGUUGGAGAUUUCCAUCAUGGCGGCUUCCAUUUCGGGCUACACCUUCAGCGCUGUGUGUUUCCACAGCGCCAACAGCAACGCCGACCACGAAGGGUUUCUGCUGGGAGAGGUGAGGCAAGAGGAAACCUUCAGCAUCAGCGACUCACAGAUCAGCAACACGGAGUUCCUGCAAGUCAUCGAAAUCCAUAACCAUCAGCCUUGUUCAAAACUUUUUAGUUUUUAUGACUAUGCAAGCAAAGUUAACGAAGAGAGUCUGGACAGGAUUCUCAAAGACCGGAGAAAGAAGGUCAUCGGGUGGUACAGGUUCCGGCGGAACACGCAGCAGCAGAUGUCCUACAGGGAGCAGGUCCUGCACAAGCAGCUCACCCGCAUCCUCGGGGUGCCCGACCUCGUCUUCCUCCUCUUCAGCUUCAUCUCCACCGCCAACAACUCUACUCACGCUUUAGAAUACGUUCUCUUCAGACCAAAUCGGAGGUAUAAUCAGAGGCUAUCCCUGGCUAUUCCCAACCUCGGCAACACCAGCCAGCAGGAGUACAAGGUGUCCUCGGUGCCAAAUACUUCCCAGAGUUAUGCCGAAGUUGUUAAAGAGCACGGUACUGACUUCUUUGACAAGGACGGGGUGAUGAAAGACAUCAGGGCGAUUUAUCAGGUUUACAAUGCACUCCAGGAGAAAGUGCAGGCAGUGUGUGCAGAUGUGGAAAAGAGUGAGCGAGUCGUCGAAUCUUACCAAGCAGAAGUGAACAAAUUAAGAAGACAAAUAACUCAGAGGAAGAAUGAAAAGGAACAAGAAAGAAGACUGCAGCAGGCGGUGGUGAGCAGGCAGGUGCCGGCCGAGAGCCCGGAGCCGGCGCUCAGCCCGCGGUCGCCCUACGCGGGGCCUGGCACGGAGGGCAGAAGUGCGCCGGCAGACGCCGAGGCCUCGGGUCCCCCGCCCCCCUACUCCGAUUUCCACCCGAACAAUCAAGAAAGUACUCUGAGCCAUUCUCGCGUGGAGACCGGCGUCUUUAUGCCUCGACCUCAAGCCGUGGGCUCCUCCAGCCACGCCGCUCCCAGCAGCGCCAGACUGAAGCACUCGGGGGCGGGGGCGGACCCCCCUCCUUCCCAGGGGGCGGCCGGACACAGUGCGGAGGAGUCGGACGACAGCGACUACGAGAAUUUGAUCGACCCGGCAGAGCCCUCGAACAGCGAAUGCCCCCACGCGAGGGAUGCGCGGCCCGUGCCGCACCCCGACGGGGGCUCCAGGGACCCUCAGACGUCCCAGAUUUAGCGGAGCCCGCCCGGACGACACUCUCCCCUGGGCACUGCUCCCUCCCUCACCCGUUCAGAGAGGCUUUCGAGGGCUCGGUCUGGAGGGAGGACUGCCUUCUCAGA